AUGCACUCUGUUCCAUCGGGUUCGGAGGUAGUCGACGCUAUCAAUGCUACACGCAGCCAAAAUUCUCGACGUCUAUUCCAAGAUACGUCUUUGACUAUGGUGCCACGACGCACUAUUCGAAAGGGCGAAGCCGGAGAACAAGAGGCAAAGGAGCGUCUAGCUAGCUUCCAGAACAAGCCCCUCGACGAUACGGUCCCAGUGUCGGACAGAACUACAUACAAGCGCGGCUACGCGAUGUGGCUCUUCAAGUACUCUUCACCAGUGGAGGUAGCCUUGGCUCAGGAUACAUGUCGUGCCUUUCUCCAGACCUAUGUCUCCGACUCUUCGGUCUCCGGGGUUGCGUUAGGAGAUCAAGAAUACGAGGAGGUCCGACAGUGGAUUGUCCACGACCUUCCUUUCCUUACCGGUAUCUCUAACGCACUCAAGCGCCAAAAGCGGGCUACGACUGCUCAGGAUAGAGUAGUCAUCAUAAGUCAGGAUAGGACUCGUCAACGUUGGCGGGAAAACGAACGCGUUCGUACGAAUCCGAAUGCCAGAAAACAAACUGCGAGUGGCUUCCAUAAAGCCUGCGAGCCCCGGGCGCGAGUUUGCCGUGGCCAUUUUGCCAUGCCGACUGGUCUGUCUUGCGAGUCACAUCAUUGGCCGCGCUCUAGCACGGCGUGCUUCCGGGCCGGAUAUACGUCCUUUGAUCAAGUUUUGACCCGGCCCAACCUUCGAGGUUGCAAAGUCCUUUUCCUUCCUUGGGCACAAGGCCUGGACGAUUUCCCAUUCGUCGAUAUCAGCGGGUCGCAGUUCUAUAGGAUAUGGUAUCGCUGGUGCGAAGUCGCCGGCAUGGAGAAUCCUCCGAUCCCCUACUCUAUGCGAGUCGGUUCCGGGGGCAAAAUUAUUAGAAUUCUCGGCGAGUUGCUUGGGCAUUGGAUGCUUAUGCACAAAUCGAAUACUCAACAGGAGUAUUAUUUCCCGGAUUAUGUGUCUCAGAAUCUAGCGCGGGUUAUGCUGGGUGUGCUCGCACCUCCUGAAGAUGCCCUUUUCUCUCUCCUGGCGGACUUAUCAUCUACGGCGGAUCCCUUUGCCCUAUGCCACCUGAGUGAAGAAGAGUUUAAAAAGCUUCUUGAGAGACGAGAUGUCCAAGCUCUUUAGGUCCAUAAGACAGGACAGCGCAACCUAUUGGACCGGUACUCUCGCAAGGUACAAGAUGCACAGGCGCUGGGCGGCAAUAUUACUAUUACCGAGUCGCCGAUUUCGAAUAGCGACGUCAUCAUUGAUGCAAUGCCCGUUGAUGCAACUGUCGCAUUUCGCGGGGAUGAUGAUUAAGCACGGUCGCUGCUUAAGCUCAGUUACUGUAGAGUCAUAACUAACUUAGUUAACUAACGCGAAU
This is a messenger RNA of Eremomyces bilateralis CBS 781.70, 1378 nucleotides long. RefSeq lists its product as uncharacterized. Bases 1 to 1140 code for a protein of 379 amino acids. The record is from RefSeq and is a predicted model, not a curated record. The transcript is spliced from 5 exons. Lineage: Eukaryota; Fungi; Ascomycota; Dothideomycetes; Eremomycetales; Eremomycetaceae.